GAUCGCUGAAUUUAUUGCCGGAGAUUCCUUUAAUCGCCAGAUUCUCGCCGAGGGAGAUCGAUCUAGAUAAUGAAUCCUGAAUAUGACUAUCUGUUCAAGCUUCUGCUUAUCGGUGAUUCUGGGGUUGGAAAAUCAUGCUUGCUUCUAAGAUUUGCUGAUGAUUCUUACCUGGAUAGCUACAUAAGCACCAUUGGUGUUGACUUUAAAAUCCGCACAGUCGAACAGGACGGAAAGACCAUCAAACUCCAGAUCUGGGACACAGCAGGCCAAGAACGUUUCAGGACAAUUACUAGCAGCUACUACAGAGGAGCUCAUGGAAUCAUUGUCACUUAUGAUGUCACGGACCUAGAGAGCUUCAACAACGUCAAACAAUGGCUGAAUGAAAUCGACCGUUACGCUAGCGAAAAUGUGAACAAGCUACUGGUUGGGAACAAGAACGAUCUCACAUCACAGAAAGUUGUAUCCACUGAGACAGCUAAGGCUUUUGCAGAUGAACUUGGGAUCCCAUUCUUGGAAACCAGUGCCAAAAAUGCAACCAAUGUGGAAGAAGCUUUCAUGGCUAUGACUGCUGCAAUUAAGACAAGAAUGGCUAGCCAGCCAGCUGGAGGUGCCAAGCCACCAACGGUCCAGAUUCGUGGACAGCCAGUGAACCAGCAAUCAGGCUGUUGCUCUUCUUGAUUCGAUUAGUCACCAAUUCUCAUUCGAUCGUCACACCAUUAUAAUCAUUUGUUUGCAUUGCAUGUAAGACUUCUCCAAAUUAACAACUCUUUGGAUACCCUUUGCUUGUUUUUCAUUUGUUUUCGUUUGAUCCAAUUCUUUUCUGAUGUACUUUUGAAGUUUGAAACGUAUAACUUCAUCUAUAUAUAUAUAGUAAAAGGCCUUUACUGCAUAUAAAGCAGGGCACUCUCU
Messenger RNA from Arabidopsis arenosa, 909 nucleotides. The record is from the annotation of a GenBank genome assembly. NCBI's taxonomy places the organism in Eukaryota, Viridiplantae, Streptophyta, Magnoliopsida, Brassicales, Brassicaceae.